AUGACUUCAUCAAGUGCUGGAUCAACAUCUGGCUCUGAGUCAAUCGAAUCUGCUAAUGGUACUGCCGAUUCUGAUUGGAGAGGUGGUGGUCACUGGAGAGGUGGUGGCAAUUGGAGAGGUGGCGGAGGACAUUGGAGAGGUGGUCACUGGAGAGGUGGUGGAGGACAUUGGAGAGGUGGUCACUGGAGAGGUGGAAACUGGUGGUAA
Messenger RNA from Heterostelium album PN500, 207 nucleotides. RefSeq lists its product as uncharacterized. Lineage: Eukaryota; Evosea; Eumycetozoa; Acytosteliales; Acytosteliaceae. Bases 1 to 207 code for a protein of 68 amino acids. The transcript has a single exon. The record is from RefSeq and is a predicted model, not a curated record.